Molecule: messenger RNA, 601 nt
Organism: Chiloscyllium plagiosum (whitespotted bambooshark)
Lineage: Eukaryota; Metazoa; Chordata; Chondrichthyes; Orectolobiformes; Hemiscylliidae
Source: RefSeq, a predicted model, not a curated record
AGAUGGUCACUGAGCUUAAGGAUGCUGGGUAGUUAGGGAAGUAAGAGACACUGAAUGUUGUUACUUCAGUGAGCUAGGAAUUACAUUUGAGGUCCUAAGAUUGUUGAGCACUUAAACCAGGCAGCUCUGUAAUACACCUCAUGCCUUUUCAAAUUUGCUGCUUAUUGGCUGUGCAAUCCUCUCAGCUCCUCAGCUCAAGAUCUCGGACGAUCGACUGACGGUGACGGGAGAGAAGGGUUACUCCAUGGUGCGGGCCUCUCACGGCAUCCGGAAAGGGGGCUGGUACUUUGAGAUCACAGUGGACGAGAUGCCUGCAGAGACAGCGGCGAGACUUGGCUGGUCACAGCCAUUAGGCAAUCUCCAGGCACCCUUGGGCUAUGAUAAGUUCAGUUACUCAUGGCGGAGCAAGAAAGGGACCAAGUUCCAUCAGUCAAUAGGCAAGCACUACGCCAAAGGCUAUGGGCAAGGAGAUGUCCUCGGGUUUUACCUGUACCUUCCUGAGGACACAGAGGCCGCCCGGGCACUGCCAGACACCUACAAAGAUAAGGUAACAGGAAAGGGUUUUUGCAAGAUACCCAUUUCAUAAAAAAUCCUUUUUGAC